UACUGGGUAUAUAUACAGAAGUGUAUGUGUGCGGUAUGUAUGUUUAGGUGUACAAGCUUCAUGUACGUGUCUUAUAUAUAGGCGUGUGUGUAUACACAGAUGUGUGACGUUUCAGCAGUGUAUGUAGAUGUAACGGUUGUAGUUAUGUGUAUAUACUUAGACUAUAGGUGCACACAGAUGUGCAGGAGGUAGGUAUGGUGCCUUAUAUCUAUAUGACACCCCCACCCUCAUGUCUUGUUCUCCCGGCAGCGGGUCCGUACGUGUCCAUGGAGCCGGGCAGUAUAGAGAACCUGUGCCUGCUGUACCAGAGCCCGGACUUCCUGGUGGUGAACAAGCACUGGGACAUCCGUAUAGACAGUAAGAUGUGGUACGAGAAGCUGACCGUCCAGAGGCAGCUCAUGCACCGCUUCCCCGAGCUUGCCGACCCCGACACCUACUAUGGCUUCAGAUUCUGCCAUCAACUUGACUUUUCAACCAGCGGGGCUCUCUGUGUCGCCCUCAACAAGGAAGCCGCAGGGCGGGCGUACAAGUGCUUCAAGGAACGUACCGUCACCAAGGCGUACCUGGCCCUGGUCAGGGGCAUCGUUGCAGAGAACCGCAUGACAAUCACCCGGGCCAUUGGCAAGAACACGCAGGACGGUCUGACACACAUGAUGUGCGUAGAAGGGACGGAGGGAUGCGAGAAUCCGAAACCUUGUCAGACCGACCUCCUCGUCCUGCAGCGUGGAUUAUACAAAGGCGAUCCGGUCACGAAAGUCUUAUUACAGCCGCUAACAGGCCGCACCCACCAGCUCAGAGUCCACUGCAGCGCUCUGGGGUACCCCAUCGUGGGGGAUUUUACCUACAGCUUUAAGACAGACACAGAGCCCUAUAGGAUGAUGCUUCAUGCCCACUACCUGCGCAUCCCCAAUGAUCGAGAGCUCAUCGAAGUCAUGGCGCCUGACCCCUUCCAGCCGGAGCUGGACCCCAGCUGGGUACCCACAGAGACCAUCCUCUGCCUGAGCGACGCCAUGACUGAAACCGUCAGCAAGGCGGUGGAGUCAGUCUGUAAGGAAGAGGUGCGGAAACCGCCAGAGCGCAAGAAGGAGACGGAGCAGGAGCGAGCUGUGUGUGAGCAGUGGUUGUCGGAGUGGGCCGGUGAAUAGUCCGCUAUGUCCCAGUGAUGCUUUACUGUAGUGUCAGAAUAUCGCCCUGCACCCCCCGUCGCCUCGCCCGUCUACCAUUUUAGCAGUAGUUCUCAGCACUCACAAGACCGCAAUGCACCGCUUCUUACCUGUCACAGCAGUUCACCAGCAAAACCGCAUCUGCGACUGCUUGUGCGUUUUUAAUCCGCGAGAAAAGAGUUGUCAGUGAGGACAACUGCGUUUUUAACAGUUACACGUGUCCAUGACUUACCUGAGGACUAUGUGGUGAAGAAAGGGUGGAAGGUCUUACGGGUAAAUGUAAGUCCCCGGUCGUUCUGCCUGUCGGGGAGCUUCCAUAAAAGUUGUCAGUGGUUACCCAGCUUUCUUGAACUGUGACAUAUCAGAUCUUCUUAGCUAUUCCCUGAUACGCCCAUCUAAAUAUGGCUGCAUAGUUGGGUAGAUUUGAUCUUCGGGAGUCUGAAAAAGCUGUGUGACAACCCUCGUAAGAUCAGUCGUUGGGGGGGUAUUGCUACAUAACUAAGCAAGUUUGCUGUUCUGGGGGCUGGAAAAGCUGGGUGACCGUCCCUGUUAUGGUAAAUUAGAUUUUUAUCUACGAAUAUUUUACCAGUUUAACCUUCAGUAGGGGGCAAAAUGUCAGUUUUAACGUUUAAGCUUAAAUUUUCAGACUCCAAUAAUCCCCAAAUUUGGGUCAGGGCAAAAUGGGGGAAAAAAAACCUCCACUAUAUUAACUGCGUUAUGGUUGAAGCUUGGGACGAAGCCGCUAAAGCCAUACUUAGCUUUUUGUGAUGCACUUUCGAAAGUUUUCUAUAGAACGCCUCCGGACAGCGCUCCGUUAUUAUUUUUCUACAGAUCAGGUCAGUUAACUACAAUGAAUUUUAUACAUAUUAUGAUCACUGUGGCUUCCAAUAGGUAAGUUAUUAUAGCUAUGUAUAUAGGGGUCACCUACCCACCUUCUAGAUAUAGUUGCUGUAGUUCUUAAAGGAAUGUUGGGGGCAGAUGAGCGGAGGGUGACGAGAAAAUCUAUGUCGUGCUCCGCCCGUGCACUAGACAUAUCAGAGUAUGAACGUUGACUGGGGUCUCUCUUUAACCCUUAAAGGAGUGGGCCAAGUAUGAAAGUUAUCCCCUAAUCACAGCAUAGGGGAUAACUAGCUGACAGGUGGGUGUCCGACCACUGGGACCACCACUGAUCCCUUCUAGUCACGAUGGAGCUGCAGGCUCCCUGCCGCUCCAUCCACCGUCUAUGGGACUGUCGAUGUAAUGUAACAUGAAUUCAAAAGAUUCGAGAAUGAGUACAUUUACGCAGGCUAAGUGAAUAAACAUAUUUAUUCACUUAAUAAAUAUAAUAAAAAUAUAACUCGGAUACGUUGCCUAAGUCAACAGCGCUGCAGGUCCAAGUGUGAAGUGGGUCAAGUUCACAUUAAGUAAUCCAUGCCUCAAUGAAAAAUACUUUCUUCCAGCAUAAAGCCUUUCACGUCCCUGGACAUGGAAGAAAACACCAAACUUCCACGUGUAGGCUCCUCUCAUUCGACACACUCCUGUGCAAUAGCAAGAGGACACACCGAUGGUGAAGGACUGAUGACUCAGGUCUACUCAAAGUGAUUUAUUACACUAACAAACAGAUUCUUGGUAAAAGCAUAUCACAAUUAACGAGACACUACUUGUCCUCCUACCCGACCCGGGUUUUACUUUCGCGCUCUAUCAGGGGCGGGUGUCCAACCCCUUACGGGGAUGUUUUAAAUUAGGUAAAAGUGUCCCACCCUUUUUUUCCCCCUUUUUCCACCAAUAAAAACUUGCACAUGCAUUAAAAUACAAGCCAAAUAAAAUAACACAUACACAAAUUACCAAUAUACCAUC
Messenger RNA from Bufo gargarizans (Asiatic toad), 2999 nucleotides. RefSeq names its product RNA pseudouridine synthase domain containing 1 (gene RPUSD1). The transcript has 5 exons. Gene Ontology annotation, molecular function: RNA binding; pseudouridine synthase activity. Gene Ontology annotation, biological process: pseudouridine synthesis. The record is from RefSeq and is a predicted model, not a curated record. Bases 195 to 1145 code for a protein of 316 amino acids. Lineage: Eukaryota; Metazoa; Chordata; Amphibia; Anura; Bufonidae.